UAUUCAUUCACAAAACGUCAGCUUUAGAGAAAGGUGGACAAAAUACCCAAAAGAGAACUUAUCACAACUUGUAAUCUGUUUUAGUCCCUGUUGUGGUGCAUUCUUUUACAGUGGUAAACUCGCCGCCUUCUGAGCCGAGCCCAGUGAAUAUGGUAAUUGUCAAUAGCUCUCAGCGCUGCCUGAGCUUUUGGAUAGAUCAAUAAAUCGGCUAACUGGGAUAAUUAAAUUUGAAAUAGACAAAUGGAACAGUGUUCUUCUCUUUGUAACUGGGCGAGAUUAAACGUACAAUAUGCUUUGUUACAACUGAACCGUAUAAUUUCUCUUUUCUUUUCUAGCCCGAAAACAUGCUGGUCCGGUCUUAACAAUCAAAGGAGACCGAUUAUGCGCGGACGUUGAAAAGCUGCUCGAUGAUAUAAAUAAGGAUGCGAGGUCGGGAGGCAGGAAGGCUCGAAAUUUAGACACAGCCACGGAGCAGCUGUUGAUGUGGAUGUUCACUGCAAAGAGGAGCUGGGUUGGAUUUUCGGAAGGCACCCGCGCAAAAUGUUUACCUUCGCAUCGUCGUUCUGUUGGUUAUUUCUUGUGGUGAUUUCUUCGUGCGGACAGGGAGAAGUGUUCACGAACUUUGACGGUGCAACGUACGUGACCUACUCUUACAAUGGACAGCCGAGAACCCUUCCAGACGAUAUCGUCAUCGUUUUCAAGACGAUUAAAGCUUCUGGAAUACUUUUUCACGCUGCAAGCCGCGAAGGCGACUUCAUAACACUGGAGCUCCUGCGAGGCAAAAUCAGGUGAGCGUCUUAGGAUAGUUUUUGCUUCUUUAUCUUAGUUUACAUCUAAGCAUAUGUUCGCUGUGAAGUGCGAUUUUGAUUCCUCUUUUUCAAAAAAAAAAAAACAAGCAACGACAUUUUUGCCAAUAACCGUUCUCGGAAAGCCUGACACACCUCCUGUCAGAGGCGAAUAAUUGUUUUAUUUCAUUCGAGCGCGUUUUUGUUAAAGAGAGAAGAAAACGAAGACGAUAUCGUCUGGAAGGGUUCUCGGCUGUCCAAGCUAUUUGUCAAGGAAACUAUUCUUUCAGUUUUUUUUUUGGUGCCGAGCAAGAGACUUAAUUUUAUAUUACGCUAUAAUUAUUUUUUAAUAUCUGGUUGAAUUUGUGCAGACUUCUGCUGGGAAAAGUGUAAUUUCAAAAAUUGAAAUUAUUUAGAUGAAAAAGGAUAAAAAUGUUUAGUUUAAAAUUCUAUUACUCCUCCCUACCAAAAACCGGUAGACUAUAUCAGUUUUAAAAAAAUGAGAAUGCAUCCGUGAUCGAUCAAUCUUCCUUUUUAAUGGGUUCGAACUACAUUUAAAUUGUUAGUGAGCCCUGCAUGAUCUCUCCGUGUUUGUAGGAAGCUCAGACCCUUAACAUUCUUAUAAAAUUUAGUCUAAGGAGAGUGGUUUUGAAAUUCUAUCGAGGAUACCGCGCGUUGCACUGUUCCAAUGUUUGACGGUUUUGUCGGAAGGAGAAUUAUUUUCAUUACUUUUGAUUAUUUGGUCGUAAAAUCGAAAUUCAUUUGAUGUUUAAGAUUUCCGUUUACUUUAUUUGCGAUUAUGUGUAAGCUGCAAAAUCAAAAACUUCUGAAUAGUAACUCUCGUAAUUUGUUUUUUGCGGCUUUUGGGUCAAGGACGCCCCUCUGAGAGUUAUCCAGCUAUAAUAAGGUUUUUCCUCCUUCAUUCCGUUACUUUCGCCGAUCAGCUCAUUGAACAAGCCGUGCAUAGUUGGCCCGUAGUUACAAAACGCCGUAGUCGACCCACAGGCAUUGUUGUAGGAACAGAUUCAGUAGGAAGCUAAUUACAGAGAAAAGUUUAUUGUGUGCUCUCGAAGAAAUCCAUCGUUUGCACCUGCGUCUCCGAAGAUUUGCGCAUGCUCAUUUCGGUGGACUCGUCAUGAAAUAUUCAUAUGGAGUGUCCUGUUCCUGAAAUGUAAGUCAUCGAGUAAUGUUACAAUAAAAAAAUAAACUUUUUUUGAAAAGUCUGACUGAAAAGAGAAGGUGUUUUUUGCUGUGGGAAACGUCUUAGUCACGGAUGGUACACUUACGUACCUGUACACUGCGAUAUCUAUUCAUUUGAUCGAACGCGUAAUAAUUGGUAGAUCAUAACAGAUUCGUUCUCACUUUAUGUUGUAUUCACGUUCAUGAUGUGAAUAAACACAGACUAGAAUUUGAAUACUAGAUCAGCCGAAUUUAGACAGCACACAGAACGCCGGCUGUUUUUGUGCUGAUUACUAUAUCCUUAAACUGCAAGCACUAUUAAAAACAAAAAUUUUUCAACGCGACUAAGCUUUUAUUACCUCGUACAAGAACACGAUUUCUUGAUUUUGGUUUCCAGAUUUCUUUAGACAUAUAGCCUUGAUGGUAUUAAUCUAUGAUUAUUGCUUCUAUUGGAUACUUGCAAUAAGAAAAACGAAACUCGGUCGUAGACCAAUUUUGCUUUAACGUUCUGCCUGUUUUUUCUUCUUGCCAUGCAAGAAGCACCAAAUUUUAAGCUUGUUCAAAACAGACUUCUACAGCCUGGGAAGUAUCGUCAUGAAUAAUAGAACCUGAGUGGCUUUGUGCCUCCGCCGUCUUUGAGGGUAGAUGGUAUAAACAAAAAGAGUUAAAAACAGAGAGUUUUAUUCCAGAAUAAGGUAUCUUUGAGGAAUUAUAGAUUCUCGUUAAUAUUAAAUCUGGUAUAGGGAAUGGAUAUUUGAUUUCAAGUCUAAAAUAGGGUACUGACCAAAAUACAAAUGAACAUGGUUUCUUCCUAUACCCAGUAGCACACACCAACCUAAUUCAGUACUAAAGAACCCCUAAGGAGCAGGGUCUAUAACAACAGUGGUAGCGGGGGCAAACGCAAGGCUCAUCAAAUUGUUUUAGUUUAUGCGGUUUUGCUUAGGUUUUUGCUUAUGCCUAAACCGGCUCAUGUCCAUAGUGAAUUUCCCAAAUCUGGCAGAGUCGGUUAAUGAUCCAUUCAGCUGCAAACACCAUUUCAGUACUUCAGAUAUCGGUUUACGUGAACAGAAUCAGUUUUGCUUUAAUUUUCUGUUUGUUUAAUAAGAGUUUGAUUCGAUUGAUUUCUUCAAAUAUAUUAUUUAUGCUUGGGAAAUACACAGGAAAUAGACUGAAGUGAAUUGCGUCUGACCUUGAUUGUUGCUUUCUUCCUAAAGAACUUUUAUGUCACUGAUUUCUCAGUCUGAUAUACGUUUUAGGGCCCUCUCGGAAAGUAUACAACGACGAGUCACCGUCAUUAGGAACCCGAAACCACGACUUGUGAGAACUUCAAGGAACAAUAGCUCUUAAUAUGAAGCAAAACAAUAUCUCUGCAAGUCCAGCGCUUUUCUGCAAAUUUCUUUGACGUCCCUGCUUAACUAUGACGAGUAAUGAGCAAAUUUUGCUUUCUCAAAGGGCCGAACGUAAACGCAGGACGAUAUUUUUUCUGUAUCCGAAUUCGAAUUAGGAUACUGAUUAAACACGCAAGUCAGGACAAGGAGCGUUUGCAUGCUUAUUAGCCUCGAGACAAUAAGCCCGAGAAAAGGACGGUUUGCACUCGCAAACCGCCAUUUAAUAAAACGAAUACAAUUUUCAAUUGUUUAUGCUCACACUCAGACACUCCUUCUUAGACUUACCGUGACUUACAGGUCGUGGAAAAACGUCAGAAUUUUCAAACGCAAGGAAACGUUUGUCUCCCCAUUUUGUUGUCAACUAUGAUUUGUCGAAUAAAGUAAGGAUAGAAUCGUAGUGCCUGAAUUGUGUACAUUACUAAGUUGUACGAAAUUUCUCACCAAUUAACACCACAUUCUUCUGAUUGGAUGCUGCGUUUAUGCGACUGCGACGUUCGAUCGAGGGCGGCGUUUAAUCGAGUAAAUACGGUACUAUACAUUCUUUUGCAUGCCCUAUAAGUUUGUUUAUGUAUGCGGGCCUAAACGUUUUGUUUUGUUCAUCCUCCAGGUAUUCCCUCUUUGCGGGGAACAUGCGAAACGUGACCACCGGCUAUGUCAUUGGACAAACGGACCUGGCAGACAAUAGUGAGCACCAAGUAGAAAUAAAGCAAACGGAGGCAAACGGCAGCACGCUCACUCUCUACGUGGAUGUCGACAAAAAGCUCAUCGAAAUACCUGGGUUUUAUUCCAGGCGUUUUGCGCAUCAGACUUUCUACGUUGGAGGUGUUGACCUUAUUCAGAGAAGAAAAAGACACUGGUAUUUAAGAGAGAUUCUUCCCUAUGUUCCAUUUGAAGGGUGCCUGGAUAACCAACACGUUAAGAUUAAUGGUAUAAACCUGCUCGAUUUGGCAAGAAAGGGAAAUGCAUCUGUUUCUGGAAAACUAACUCCUGGCUGUAACAUAGCCUCUAAGGGAUAUAAUCCAAUAACUUUUAAAAGACCCAAAUCCUUCAUCAAGCUGAAUGUUCCAGUAAUGAACACUGCUUCCUAUAGCGUCAAGUUCCGCACGUACAUCGGGCAAGGAAUCUUGUUACAUCAGCGAGCAACGGUAAGAAACGGCGCUAACAUACUACUGUCCCUAGAUUCUGGUAGAGUCAAACUGGAAUUCGCACUUGAAGGUAAAUCGGUUCCACUUCGAAGUGUAUUGGCCGGGCUUGAUGAUGGAAUGUGGCAUUCUGUGAUUGUUGAUAUUAGCGCAAAAAGAGUCACGCUUACUGUGGAUAAUAAAGAGUCAUCUGCUGACUGUGAUGGUUCCUUUGUAACUAGUUCCGAGGUAUUUGCCGGAGGCAAUGAAUGGGGGAAGAAUGGUUUUGUCGGAUGUAUGCGUGAUCUUAUCGUACAGGGACAGAAUAUCAGUUUGCGAAAUUUAUGCCGAACCCAAGUAUGCAGGAAUGAGUGUUCGCUUCCAGACCUCUGUGUUCCUAACCCUUGUAGAAACCGUGGUAGGUGCUCUCAGCAAUGGAACCAAAGCGUUUGCGACUGCUCAGGAACUGAUUUUACGGGUGCAAAAUGCGAGAAGCCGGCGUUUUUUAUGCAGUCAUGUGCUGAUUGGUAUGCUGCGGGUAAAAGGACUAAUGCAUAUUACAGAAUAAAUGCACGACAUUCAGAGCCUUUUGCAGUCUAUUGCAAUAUGACAAACAUAAGAGGUCCUUCAACAGUGAUUUUUCAUACCCGACAUAGAAAUAAAGUUAUUGCAGCUCGAAACAAUCGUGACGGUAAAUAUUAUCAGCACGAAAUCAUCUAUGAGAAUUCUAAUGACCAAAACAUUAGGGACCUAAUAUCAAGCAGCACGCAUUGUAGGCAAUAUCUUCAGUACAAAUGCUAUAACUCAGUAAUUUUUGAUUCGCCUAAAACUUUCCAUCUUAAGUCGGGCAGAGGAGCACGCUGGGUAUCACGUGACGGACAAUUGCAGGAUUACUGGUCAGGUUCGUCUGAAGGGAGUAUGAAGUGCGCAUGCGGAAUGAAUGGAACGUGCGUCGAAAGAAACAAGGUGUGCAAUUGCGACACCACUGACAAUAAGUGGCAUACGGAUGAUGGAUAUCUAACAAAUUUGCGACACCUACCGGUAAAAAAGUUGUUAUUUAGCGUAGAUGGAACUAGCGCGAAAUCUUACUACAUUUUAGGAAGUCUUGAAUGUUACGGCUCAACUACUAUUAGAACAACCACGACCGACUUUGCACCAAAUGGCAGUUUCACCACACCUAAUCCAACAACCCUAGAAUCGACCAAGCAAACAGCAAAGUCUCCAAGCACUUCAUCCACUGGAACGUCUGGUAGAAAAGGUCAUACUAACAACAUUCAGGUCAGUACAGUUACCUCUAACUUGGCAGGCACGCUGCACGACAGCGCUGCAACCACAGAACCUCAGAAGAGGUCGACAACACACACCCAAGAAAGUCUUCAACCACACGUAAUUGUCAUAGAGGCAACUAGGAGAUACAUAACCAUUCGCGAAAACGCCAACCAACAACUUGUGCUUAUCAUACUUAGCGUUAUUUUAGCCGUGUUCGUUAUUGCAAUCCUUUUGCUUAUUGUGAAACAGAACUUGUUUUAUCCUUGCAAGUGUCUAAAAGUGCCGUUUUGUCAUGAGGUACCCAAUUCAGAUACCAUCGAGCUUCGCCCGCCAAGUCCUGCCGAACCCGAGAUCCUGCAGCUUGAAGCAAGCCCUUAUCCGGCAAGAAAUUACCAUAUUGUAUCUCACGAUGGCCGCGAUUCACCUUCUUUAGAGAUUUACAGUGACGCCGAGACUGAUAGGUUAGAUAUUAGCAAUGGCAGCUCCACUUGGAACUCGGAAAACGCGGACAUGGAAAAAGAAAAAUCGGAAAAGCGGAAGGAUUUUGAAGAUAUUGAUCUCGGGCUCAUUGACCUUGUACCUUUUCCUGGCUGUAAACAAUUCAGCACGGAGCAGCAAAUUCUGAAACUUAAGGAGGUCUUAUAUGACGUCCUAACUGCCGCUGACGUCACUGCCACCUACAGCGACAAAAACAAAAACACUACUAACCCUACUAAACGCUGUCAGGAAGUGGCGCAAUGCAGAGCUGACGUACAGUGUAACCAGCCACUGUUAACAGAAGACAAACAAUUAGGAGAUUCAAAUAGCGAUUCUACAGCUUCUAUUUCUGACAUAAGCUCAACGAUUGAAAACUCUCCAGACAUCUCUCCUUGCAACGAAGAGAUUGAUGUGAAAAGCUUCAGCAAAGAAUCGUCCGAAGAGAACGCUUACAAAUCAGCGAGAGACAAAGGUAGUUUGACUUCCUCCGACCCCCAUGAUAACUACCUUUCGUUAGAUGUGGAUAGUCUAGAGAGCGGUACUCUAAGACAGCCAUUAAAUGUAGCGAAUUUAAAUGGCAACUGCAGUUACGAUGAACAACUUUUAUAUGACAAUGGUUUUAGCCACCGACGCCAAAAGCAAGCUGAGCUGCAAAAUGUAUCCGAUGGCAAGUAUCUCAAGAAAAACAUGCACAGGCAUAGCUCGCCACGUUCGCACCUAUUUUCCCGCCAAAAGAGCGAAGAAGAAUCACUGCUGUCCUCGAACCAAGCUAGUCGAGAUAUUCCAAGCAGAGGCAAUUGUCUCUUAGAAAGUCGCUGUAGUGGCGUUUCUAAUACUUUUCAUCAUACUAAGCAGCCGCGGCAGCAGCAGCAGCAGUAUCCAAAUGGUCAAGAAAAUCAGAUUAAAGAGCGCUAUAAGACGCCCGCUUGUGCUAUGCCGCUCAAGCAUUCGCGUGCACAGAAAUAUGAAACAGAACUAUAG
Porites lobata is the source of this 7200-nucleotide messenger RNA. The record is from the annotation of a GenBank genome assembly. NCBI's taxonomy places the organism in Eukaryota, Metazoa, Cnidaria, Anthozoa, Scleractinia, Poritidae.